CAUUGGUCAGUGGUGUUGCUCACCGAGUGCAUCAUCUCCCAGUGAGUUUAUCGUGCAACACGUACCAAGAAUAACAAAACCAACUAGUUGUUAGAAUAAACAGGGGAUAAUUGAGAAUAAUUGACAAGCUGAGUAAGGCUGGUGAGCGAGAAUAACUAUAAGAAAUAUAUAAUAAACCAGAAUACCUGGUGGAUACUCCGGCAAAAAGCCAUAAGAUAAAAGCAAAUAGGAUAACAGAAAGGCAUCUCUGGAGGUACUAUACAGGGUCACUACCCUUCGUUCAGUGGCAAGGCCAACCGCAAUAUACUACACACAACGAGCAACUAGUAUCAUACUGACAUCAAGAAGUCAAUACUUCAUCUUUCAUCAUCAUCCAGGGGUGAUACACCCGGGGGAGAGAUCCCAGUGGUUUUAGUCAGUGGAUAACGAGGAUGACUGUCUGAGUCAAGUCGUCAACUGUCCGAGAGAAAAGAACUUCGAGAUGAGUAUUUUAUCGAGACGUCUGCCCUUCGUGGCAUUAUUAUAUUUAAUGAUUGACUUACCCUCGCUGGAGGCACUUCCGGUUGGCGAAGCCACACUCGACUCUGCACCUGAAAUUCCCAAAAAUACUAGGAUGGAUCAAGGUGAAGGAAAACUGAUGCAUCGAGAGCUUCCGGGUUCUCCAGCAGAUCUCCUACGCCCGGAUAUAUUCCAAUUCUACACAUUCGACAAAUCCGGUGAAGUAAUAAAAAAAGAGAUGACAAAGCACGAGAUCCAGAGUUUAAUAGCAGCAGGAGGUGGUCACCUGCCGCCGAUGGCACCAGAAAUUCAUGAGCCUCAAAAGGCCGGUGAUGUGCCAACCGGUGGAACGAGAGUUGCCGAUGUAGUACAAAACGUGCAGAAUGUACUGAAAGGUGAAUUGAGCAAGCCAACACCAAUGAUAUCGACAAUACCAAAGAUUCCUGGUCACGCAAAUUCCGAAUGGAGUAGCAUUCUCCCAUCAAUUCUCACCGGUGACAUGGAAUCCAUUGCCCUCAGUCCACCAGAGGUACCAAGACCGCAGCAUCCGGACGAUGAAAAAAUACCGGUGUACGUGGGUCAUCCGAUGUAUGAAGAGAUAACGGAAAGACCAAUGAUCCAAGUGCCAGUUAUAACAGUAGAGGAGAAAUUACCAAUUCAAAAUAAUUCGUCAAGUGAUGAAGAGAGCAAUAACGACCAGAUCAAUGACAACGGUCCAAUAUUUCAGAUAUUAAAUACCAUAUCCGCAGAUAUGUUGAGAAACACCAGCAAUUCUGUGGUCUUGUCUGAUCAGAUUACCGAUGCGAGUGAAUCAUUCGAUCGAUCAACGGCAAAACCCCAAAUUCAACAGUUGAAGAAUGACUCGACAACUUAUCAAGUUCCUACGACCACUCAGAACUCUAUUGAGAACAUCACGGCUGAAGGAAUUAAUCAUGUCAUUAGCAUCGUCUCCGAGACCCAUUCGACAUCGAUAAAAAUCCCCGGGUAUGAUGAGAUGAAGAUAGACCAGUCAAAAUUACAAUCCAUUACUUCAUCUUCCGAGACAAGCGACUCGAAGGAAGCGGUAAAUCAAGAUAAACCGGUGCCAUCAACGUCCAAACCGAUUAUUGCUGAUGAUAAAUUCGAGAUAGUCCAGCCGAUAGAGCCUGUGCUGUUGAACAAUAUCCUGAAGGAAUUUGAAAUCCAGGGGACGACAGCAUUCGAGCCGCUGGAGACUACUGAAAUUAUUCCAACGUCUGAGAAGAACGAAGACAUAACAACAGAGGCCAUUCCACUAACUACAGAGUACGAUAAAUCAGAGGAUCCGACGAUACCACCACAAGAUCAAGUCCCUGUGAACGUCCCACAAGCUGGAAGCACCACUGAAUCCAUUCCAGCAGAAAAUACAACGGACCAAAUAACGCAAGUGACUCAGCAUGACUCAACAACUCCAGACUAUAAAAUCGAAUCGAUAUCGAUAACAACACCUUCAGUAUUGAUAACAGGUACUGAUGCUCCACCGGAGACAACUACAUCAACUCCAGGAGAGAUUAAACUUGAAGAUCCAGUCACUGAAAUAAUUCCCAGAACAACUCCAGAGGAUGCGACUGAAAAGACGAGUGAAGUAGCAGUGGAAGUGACGACUCAAGUUCCAUCCACGACCCCCGAAUCCACGACAACAAUCGAACGAGAGGAGACACCACUGUCUGUGGAGUUGGAGGACUCGUUAUCCAGCAUGAUUUCUCAAAUUUCCGAGGCCAUUAUAGAGCCAUCAUUGCCUGCUCGUAACGAUCAAUCGAAAAUCGCUGAUGAUUUCACGAUUACCGAAGACAUGAACAAGCAGGAAUUCUCCAGCACUGAUGGAGUGCUUCUGCCAUCAUCUCCAAGGCCAUUAGCAGCCCCUGAAAUCACGCCAUCAACACCAGCAAGUGUCAGUCCAGCCUGGAAGACAAAUGCAACAGUGGAAGACAACUCCCUGAAGGAGUCGAAGUUGAAGCCGUCGGUAUCCACUGAGGCGACAGAAACUCCGAUCGUUAGGAUCGAUAUAAUGACACCAGCUGAGACAACAGCGACUCCAGAAAUGCCUCCGGUGGUGCCUGAGGAGGAGUCUCCAGUUGUGAGAAUACAGCUGACGGAUCCAGUCACUGCAGUCAAUCACAUAAUCGAAUCCAUCCCUGCUGACAGCCAUUCAGCAGCCCCAGAAAUUCAACCCAUGACCUUUCCGACGAGAGGAAGCAUCAGUCCAAACAACAUCUCGAGUAGUUUAAUUGCUGGUUUCUCGAAUAAUGAGAAAGCAAACGAGAAUACGACAGAAAUCACUGAUCCUAUCCCUUUGGAAACUGAUAAAAAAGAAUCUUUUGCCGAAAAAGCAGAAGAAUCAAUUCCUGAGGUGGCGCUGGCUCAAGAACAGCCAACAACGGAUUACGAUAAAAAUCUAGCGACAAUUAUGCAACAGAUCAAUUUUAACGAGCUUCCUAUCGUCCAAUCGCCCAAGAAACCGUCAGUGACACACAAAACUGAACCGAAAAUUGACUCCGCUACACCUGAACCUGAGAUCCCUGCGAUUAAAUUCAACAAUAGCGCGCCGAUUAUUCAAUUGGACGAUCUGCCAAUCGUCCAUCACAAGGUCAACAGGCCGAAGCCGUUGAUGAAGGUAAAUAUCACGAAUAAUCAUGAGAAAGAGGAGCCAGUGAGUCUGAAACCCCAGCUGCUGUCAUCGCUUCACAUCUAUGCAGACGAUCCUUACAAGAAAUUAGGGGAGACAGUCGAACCUCAAAUUUCAACGACUGAAACUUCUCAAAUUAAUUUAAACAAGACUCUGAAGAUAAAAGAUCAGAAGAAGGACUCAAGCAUGGAGUUGAUGGAGAAGCUGCCGCUGAUUCCCUUGAACCAGAACCAAUCGCAGUCGGAAAAAAAGCCUCUCAAGACAGCGACAACUCCAGUUUCCAUCAAGGGGCAGGAUAAACCCAAGGAGUCAGACAGAUGGACACUGAUUCCUCAGCAGUUGCCUCCAACAGCGCCGAAGAAGGAAAUACAGGCGAAGCGACCGACACUGGAAUCUAUCACAGCCCCUCCAGAAUCCACCACUCAUAAACAAAUAGAUCAAAUUGCCCUGACACAUUCAAAAACCGUCGAAGCUCUGGACUCCAGCGUGAAAUCACUAAAGCCAGACAUCUCCUACUUCUCAAAUCUCUGCAACAAGCUCGCCUUCUCCUUCUGGAUAUCAACGAAUGAGGGCCUGUCACCAGCUAGAUCAUUGGCAGUGUCGCCGUUCGGAAUGACAAGCAUGUUGGCGAUGGUGUUCCUGGGAGCUCGGGGUCCAACCUCCGAGAAGAUGAACAAUCUCCUAAAGCUAGACGACGUUGCUUCCUUCAAUCCACACUUGAUUUUCCAGAAUAUCACAGAUUCCGUGGGCCUAGCUCGUAAACAGGGAAUAGCUAACGCAGCAUUUGUCCGUGAGUUGUUCGCGGACAGAGAGAAAGUGCGAAAGCUAUUUCCAUUCUACAAGAAACAGGCGCAACAGUUCUACGAUGGUGUAGUCGCCGAGGUGAACUUCGGGGCGAUAAGUGAAUUAGUGAGAAAGAGAACUAAUCUGAUGGUGAGAAAACAAACUGGAGGAAGAAUCAAGGACUUUGUCAGAUCUAACACUAUACCAUUGACAUCACCCCUGGCUGCACUAUCAGCCAAUGUCUUCCAGACAGAUUGCAACUCCAAGGACGCGAGCUCCGAUGGAAGGGAUGGUGAACUUUAUUUCGCUGUAUCACCAGCUAUACGACAGAGAAAGCUUGUGCCAGUGCCAUCGACUGUAUGGAGAGCUGGAGUUCUCGCGGGUUACGAGCCAAAUCUUGAUGCAACGGCUAUCGCCCUAGGUGGACCUGAAAAACUCGUAUCAACGAUCUUUGUCAUUCCUGGACAACAGGGCUUCACAGCACCUGGUGAUAGCCUCGAGCUUUUGGAGGAGAGGCUCAUCCGGGGUGCGACACACGAUGGGGCUUGGAACAAAUUGCUCACGGUUGUCAUUCCGAGACCCGGACUAGAGCUCCAAGUACCCAAAUUCAGUCACAGAAGUGUUAUCAAUGCCACUGGUGCGUUGAAGAGGAUGGGCCUGAGGGAAAUGUUCGACAAGCACGCGGAUCUCAAGGGGAUCAAUGGAGUUGGAGCUAAUUUGCAUCUGACUGAUGUUGUUCAGAUGAAUCUAUUCAGCACUUGCGGGGACGAAAAUAUUCAGAAUGGAAGACAUCAUGUCGAGGUUUAUCCGUCGGGUCUCCAGAGAAAUGCUAGAGGAUUUAAAGAAUUUCCUAGGGAUUACAAACCCAGAACCUCGGAACCACUGCCAUCGAUACAGAGAGAGGACUUAGAUAAACCGAGACUGAAAUUAGAUAGACCAUUUUUGUACUUUGUUCGUCACAAUCCCACUGGUUUAAUCCUCCACAUGGGACGCUUCAAUCCAAGACUUUUACCGUAAUAAUAAUGAGAAUAAUAACUCAUUCAUUGUCCCGAAGAAUUUAACGUGAAAAUUCAAUUGUUUGAAUUACUACGAGUAUCAUGAGCAUCAGCAUUGUGUUUGUGCAACUGUUCACACGUAUUUAUUUGCACUCUCGAUUAAGGAUGUUCUGUGCCCUAUCCGGUAAACCGUUCUUUCAGCUUUUAUGACAAACUUACGAUGGUGUAAAUAUUUUCUUGUGUUUUUUCAAAAAUAAAGAAAAAAUAAAACUGGAGGAAAAAUGCAUAAAAAUAAUCA
Fopius arisanus is the source of this 5218-nucleotide messenger RNA. RefSeq names its product mucin-17. Lineage: Eukaryota; Metazoa; Arthropoda; Insecta; Hymenoptera; Braconidae. The transcript is spliced from 5 exons. Gene Ontology annotation, molecular function: serine-type endopeptidase inhibitor activity. The record is from RefSeq and is a predicted model, not a curated record. The coding region runs from base 482 to 4942 and encodes 1486 amino acids.